Molecule: messenger RNA, 1869 nt
Organism: Ceratotherium simum simum (southern white rhinoceros)
Lineage: Eukaryota; Metazoa; Chordata; Mammalia; Perissodactyla; Rhinocerotidae
Source: RefSeq, a predicted model, not a curated record
AUGGCAGGCAGUGGGUUCCCGUCCCCAGGGAUCUCCCCGGCCACAAGGGGCUGUGGCAGGAGGCCCACGCCUGCCGUGCUGCUUUCCUCCAUCUCGCAGGAGGGCUGCUGCAGCAGGAGUUGGAGACGGGUCGUCCCGGAAGCCGGGGCCAGCAGGCCAUCGCAGAUCCCGUGGCGCCAGCCGAUCCGCGUGAACGGCUGGUCGAAGCCCAUCCACGCCUUGCAAGUGGUGGCCUGGGUCCUGUUCCUGGUGUUGGCUUUCAGCUCCUUCAGCAUCUUCAUCCCCUUCCUGCCGAGGGACUGGAAAUACGUCGCCUAUGGUGUGACUGGUGCGCUUUUCUUUUUCCACUUCAUCGUCCACUUGAUUACAACGUCCCUGGACCCGGCCGAAGCGAGCAUCCGCCUCAAGAACUACUCGGAGCCUCUGCUGAUCUUCGACUCCUCCAAACAUGUGCACGUGAUCGAGAACCAGUAUUGCCAUCUGUGCCGGGUCCCCGUAAGUAAGAAAGCCAAGCACUGCAGCACCUGUAACAAGUGCAUCUCUGGCUUUGACCACCACUGCAAAUGGCUGAAUAACUGCGUGGGGACCAGGAACUACUGGUUCUUCUUCGGCUCUGUGGCCUCCGCCUUGGCCGGCCUGCUCUGCCUGCUCGUCAUCCUGCUGUAUGUCUUCAUCCAGUACUGCACCAACCCUGAGGAGCUCCGCACGGACCCCCACUACAGAGGAAUCUCCGAGAACACGUGGCUGCUGUUCCUGCCCCUUCUCCCCGUGAAGACAAAGACCCCAGUGGUCCUGGGCAUUGGGGUGUUCGUGCUACUGCUGGACAUCUUCUGCCUCCUAAUGCUCGGGCCGCUGCUCGUCUUCCACCUCUACCUGAGGUCCAGGAGGUUGAGCACAUUUGAUUAUACGAUGCAGCGCCGCCUCCAAGAGACUUCAAAAACCUCAGAAGGGGAGAAAGGGUCGUCCACCCAAAUAGAAAUGCCACAGCACGCAGGCGAAGGCCUGAGUUCAUCUGCACAGGGCAAAGACAAGUGGAAGCAGUUCCUGAGGCUUUCUUGGAGCCCGAGUCUAUGCUCCAUCAACACCAUACACCCAGAGAAAUCCUCAUCGCUAGAGCAAACAGUUGUCGACCUGAGUUCAUCUGCACAGGGACUGAAGUCCAAGGAGUUCCUGCCGCCAGCUGUGGACCCAAGUCAGUCCUUCAUCGUUACCGUAUACCCAGUGGAUUCCCUGUCGUUGCUGAAGGUAAGAUCCAAGCUGCCAGGCACGAGCCUCAAAUACAGGGGGAGGGCCAAAUGUCGGCAGAGUAAAGUGGAAGCAGUUCCUGCCACCGCUGCCAUCUAUGUCUUUUUGCUCAAGUCAGAGCUCCACCGGUGCCAGCGCCUCAGAGGGCAUCCCAGAGAGCGCUCCAUCACUAGAGGAGCUGGGGAACCCACGCUGGCCAAGUCGCCCAUCGGGGAGACCCCCUCCUCUGAGAUCCCGCCUGGGGAGUCAGCAAUGGAAAACUUCCUGCUCCCGGACUCACUGCCCUGCAGCAGCCAGGAUGUGCCAUCCCAGAAGCCCCAGGACGGCCUCCCAGGGAGCCAGAAGGCCCGGAGUGAGGAGUCCACCAGCAUCAACAUCGACGAUGAGCCGGAGGAGGGGCAGGCCAUCCAGGGGGUGUGCCACGUCCAGCAGCAGCAGCCUCCAGGACCCACACAGGAGGCGGCUCCGGGCGAGGCUGCGCCGUCCAGCCAGGGCGCCGAGGGCCUGCCUGCUGCUGCGGGAGAGACCAGGGUCGACAUGCACCCCGUCCUCAGUGUGGAGAACGGCGGCCCCUCCGGAGAGGCCUCUGAGCCGAGCGCCGGCUCUCCACCGCAGUCCCAGUGA